AUGGAGGAGAACUCUAGGCGGGCGACGCUCCGCGUUUCCGCUGCAGGCUCGCAUCGCUCAAAUCGCUGCCGCUCGGCCAAGCUCUCGGACAAGCACGGCGGCAGCUCGCUCACGGCCCUCCCCGUUAUCGAGACCCAGGGCGGUGACGUCUCGGCGUACAUCCCGACCAACGUCAUCUCCAUCACCGACGGGCAGAUCUUCCUGGAGGCUGAGCUCUUCUUCAAGGGUGUCCGCCCGGCCAUCAACGUCGGUCUCUCCGUCUCGCGUGUCGGCUUGUCCGCCCAGACCAAGGUCAUGAAGGCCGUCGCCGGUUCGCUCAAGCUCUACCUCGCCCAGUACCGCGACGUUGCCGCGUUCGCCCAGUUCGGUUCGGACCUCGACGCCUCGACCCGCUUCCUCCUCAACCGUGGCUCGCGUCUCACCGAGCUCCUCAAGCAGGGCCAGUAG
This is a messenger RNA of Rhodotorula toruloides NP11, 447 nucleotides long. Its product is annotated as mitochondrial F1 atpase subunit. Bases 1 to 447 code for a protein of 148 amino acids. The record is from RefSeq and is a predicted model, not a curated record. The transcript has 4 exons. Gene Ontology annotation, biological process: proton motive force-driven ATP synthesis. Lineage: Eukaryota; Fungi; Basidiomycota; Microbotryomycetes; Sporidiobolales; Sporidiobolaceae. Gene Ontology annotation, molecular function: ADP binding; proton-transporting ATP synthase activity, rotational mechanism; ATP binding.